GGGCCGCGUUCCAUCAUUCAUCACUUCGGUACUUGACAGUAGUUGAAGAAGCAGAGUUCAUCCGUGGCUUUUACCAUUUGUGUUCUUUAGAGGAAAAGACUUUAAAAUACAUUUUUAUCAAUGUUAUUUCUUUUUGUUUUCUUUCUCGUGUGGAUCUAAUGGGAAGGCAAAGCGUGUAACAAUCUGUGCUUGUAUUCAAUAAGGAGGACGAGCCCAAACAUGACAGCGGUUUGACCUAACUUUCAGCUUUAUAUAAACUUUUUAAGACCGCGUGCCUCUUACAAACCGUAAUCCUACAACAAUGAUCAGUGGAUAAGCUGUGAUACAACUGCAAAGAAGUAGGUCAGUGCGUUUAUGAUCCGGGUGUUUAUUUGCUUUUUUUUAAAAAAAAAGUCGUCAUGCAGAAAGAACAUUUGUUCAAAGUUCUGGUCAUCGGAGACCUCGGAGUUGGAAAAACGUCAAUAAUCAAACGAUACGUCCAUCAGAUAUUUUCUCAACAUUAUCGUGCAACUAUUGGAGUGGAUUUUGCUCUUAAAGUCCUGCACUGGGACAGUCAAACAGUGGUCCGACUGCAGUUAUGGGACAUAGCAGGACAGGAACGCUAUGGGAACAUGACACGGGUUUACUAUCGGGAGGCCGUGGGAGCCCUCAUAGUAUUUGAUGUGACCAGAGCCUCCACGUUUGAUGCAGUGCUGAAAUGGAAAGACGACCUGGACUUAAAGGUCACUCUCAGUAAUGGCAAACCUGUCCCCGCUGUGCUUCUAGCCAACAAGUCUGACCAGUCACGUGAGGGUCUGCGUUCCCAGAUUCCAAAGCUUGAUACGUUCUGCAAAGAGAAUGGAUUUGUGGGCUGGUUUGAGACCUCGGCAAAGGACAACACAAACAUCGAGGCGGCAGCUAAAUGUCUGGUGGAGCACAUUUUAGCCUAUGAGGAGAACAUCACAAACAACACAGACCCAGAUGUGGUGGCCCUUCCCGGCUACAACAACAACACCAAAGAACGGGUCCGAACCAGAUGCGUGACGUGUUCCAAAUUUUAAAAUACAGGACGAUGAAAGCCAGAGAGAUGAAAUGAAAACAUGUAGCGGUUUGUAAUAGAUUUAAGGGGACUCAGCCAUUUAAUGGCAAACCCAAAACAAUGAGAUUGAUCUUCAAGAAAUGCAGCAAAAUGGUGGGAACUGUAAAGAAGGAUUGUGCUGAUUAUGUAGCGUGAAAUCUCACAUUGUUAGAUGCACCGUGUUGAUGGCGAUUUGGAAGUGAUAUGUUUACAGGUGAAUGCUCUGCGAUUUUAGCCAGGUACAAAGUCUUUUGUAACACAAGUCAGUCAAAUAUGCAUUUCUUGCUAUUUUGUGUGCAAGCUCUUUUAAAGCUUGUGAUAUUUAUUAAAAGUGGCCUUUGAUUUAGAUUCAUGUGCAGAAUGCCUUAAUACUUGCACAGCUACAGUAUGUAGGAAUGUUCUGCAACCUCUUGCAUUACAAAAAUAAAGCACGCAGUGUUUUUCCUCCAUGUAAGCUCUUGAAUGUGUUAUUGUAGUCCUGCGCAAUUCAGGGUUGUGCAAUGAA
Messenger RNA from Labeo rohita (rohu), 1562 nucleotides. It is a transcript of the gene rab38c, whose product is annotated as RAB38c, member of RAS oncogene family. Gene Ontology annotation, molecular function: GTP binding; GTPase activity. NCBI's taxonomy places the organism in Eukaryota, Metazoa, Chordata, Actinopteri, Cypriniformes, Cyprinidae. Bases 399 to 1040 code for a protein of 213 amino acids. Gene Ontology annotation, cellular component: phagocytic vesicle; lysosome; trans-Golgi network. The record is from RefSeq and is a predicted model, not a curated record. Gene Ontology annotation, biological process: endosome to lysosome transport; phagosome-lysosome fusion. The transcript has 3 exons.